This is a messenger RNA of Schizosaccharomyces octosporus yFS286, 3243 nucleotides long. RefSeq names its product But2 family protein. The record is from RefSeq and is a predicted model, not a curated record. The coding region runs from base 2041 to 2547 and encodes 168 amino acids. The transcript has a single exon. NCBI's taxonomy places the organism in Eukaryota, Fungi, Ascomycota, Schizosaccharomycetes, Schizosaccharomycetales, Schizosaccharomycetaceae.
CAUUAUUUCUAGGAAAUUCUGCAGCUUCUUGGGGAAAGAAAAAAGGUAGAAAGAAAUCAUCUUUUUAUGAUUGAUAGAAUGUGAAUUUUUGUUUUCCUUUUUGUUUUCUGCAUGAAAGCAUAUAUAAAUUGAAAUCAUUAAAUUUGAGAUUAUUACUUGUUUAAAAACACCAGAAUUAACCCAUGUCAAUGGGAUUUUAAAUGGAAAAGAAUGAAAUGCAUGUUGUGUUUGUGAACAGAAGAAUGUGAUGAGGGCAUUCGACUCAGUUGAAUCGAAUUGAAUUAAAUCUGCUACUUCCAAUGUUUCAUUUAGGAAUACUACAUUAUCAUCAAUAAUAACUUGGAACUACAUAUGGAUUAGUGGUUGCCUCUCUAAUACAUGCAUAGUGAUCGUAAAUUACAUAAAGGAAUAAAAAUAGAGAAAGAAUUGAAACUGCUGAUCCUACACUUGGAACAACUUUGCAUCCAGUAUAGGGCGUCAGGAUAGUCAGGAAUUCUUCUAGUGCAUUGCACAUAGAAUCCCAAGGAAAUGUUGCGGUCUGAAGACUACAUAAACCCAAACGAUGAAUAGAAUCUAGAAUUGGAUUUCGACUAAUGUUUUAUUAUUACAAUAGACCGAACAAUUUUGGUGACCAAAAGCAAUAAGCUCGACAAAUUUCAAGUAGCACACCCAUCGAUGGAACAUAGUGGAAAUGGAGCUCUCAUGAAAUAUUUACUAGAACUUGACAUAAAACAACGUUCACACGAUGGAUCAGACUAUAACUUGUCUACCUUUACUUUUGUGAAGAUUACCUAAGUAAUUUUAUUUUUUGGAAUAGUUAUAGGAAAUUAAUUAUGCUGGCAAAGGUAUUUAUCGUUAGCAAAAUAUCAUCUUUUUCGUUGGUUUGGAUUUUUCUUGUUUUUUAGGGAGUUAUUUUCAUUUUCAUUUUCAUUUUUAAUUUCUUUUUUUUUUUUUUUCUUCUGAGCGAAUCCAUCUUUUGUUAUAGUCUCCAACAACCAUUUUCUUUCGUUCUAUUCUGUUCCCUUGUAGUUAUAAGCAUCCAAGAUGUCAAGUUUUCGAUAAAAUUUGUUCCUUUUCGUUUACUUUUCAUAAACGUAAAUCAUCAUUGAUGUUUAAAGCCAAGAGCGUUUUUGCUUGUAUUAUGGUUGAAACAAAUUUCCAUGGCACAAGUUUUCUUACUGUUGGUCAAUUCCAUGUCCUGGGGUCUACAGUCUACACUCAAAAAAAGCUGAAAUGGAAGAAUGCUUUGUAGUAUACCGUUCGUUCAAACAAAGAGUUGAAAAUUCAACUAUAGUGGAAUUCAAAGAAACAAUUUUAGAAAGAAAGAAAGAAAUCAAGAAAAAAAUUGCUUUCAGCUAGAGAAAUUCUUCAUUUCAAUAAAUCCGGAUGGUCCUUGAUUCAAACUUUACGAUAAAACCCAAGCAACUCAACCCAACUCAAGUCAUCGUAACUCAAAUAACCCAUAUGACCCCUAGAAUGAAAAUGGUUUGAAUGUUUUCAAGGAACGCAAGCAACCGGAUCAAGACUUCUUCCUACUACUCCUUACAACUGACGCUAUGACAACACAAAAUCAGAUUUGUACUUUAUGCUGGUUGGUUUCAUAACUUGUUAUGGAAAGGGGUACGGUAACCCGACCCAAUGUAAGUCAUUCCUGGUUUGCAUGGACGAUACUAUCAUUGUCAUGGGAACACAGGAAGAACUUGGUUACUGUUUACUAUGCUCUCUCAUUACGAAAUGCAGGAUAAUUAGUCUUGUACGACUUGAAUACCAGCUUUCUUUCCUUGUCUAGAUCGGGUAGCCAUCUGCUUUCAUAAUUUGCUGUUUGUUCAGAUUUCAUAAUAAAAAUGACAAUUGGAUCAAUUUCAACUGCUAUAUAAAGGCAGUGAUUCCGUUCCUUGAAACCAUCGAAUACAUAUCGAUCCACUUGUGUGUUUUUAUUCGGAUUGAUUUUUUUUAUUUCUCUUUUAUCCUUUGGUUUAAACGAAUUUUGAUUUUUCUCAUUUCUUGAAAACAUUUCUUUUUGAAACUUGAAUUUUUAUAAUGAAGUUCUCCUUGUCUGCCUUUUUCUUCACCAUUGUCGGUGCUACUCUUGCUUUGGCUGCUCCAGCUACAAACUUGACAUCGACUAUCGACAAGGAAUUCAGUAUCACCGCUAUUCACUCCGGUCAAGAAUCCGUUCACUUACAUUCACUCUAUGUUGAUCAGUCUGGCCAUGUUUUGAUCGUUGGUGAAACAAAAGUUCCUGGCCUUGACAUACAUCAUGGUUUUCGUCUCAAGGAUGGUCAACUAUCUCACGGAAACAAUCCUGCUCAUCUUGACAAAGAUGGCGCUCUUACUUUUGAGUCUACGCAGAGCGCUCCCUUGGAAGGCUUUAAAGCCAAACCUGUUAUAGGCACUGGCGUCGAGUCCUAUAAUAUUUACUUGAAAGAUUACGAUUAUCCUGUGGCCUGUCCCGUUCCCAACACCACCCAAGUCUAUCAAAUUUACUAUGGUAAGGGCAACGGUAACGAUUGCAUUUGGUUUGUUCCUUGGGCUACUCUUCCUUAAAUUAUGUUUUCAUACUAACAUUGCAUCUACUUUUAAUUCUCUUUAUCUUCAUAGUUCGAUUCAACUCGAUCUUCAUCCUCGUUAGCUAACGAUCGUUUUUUAAUCAUGAUAACUUUGCAUCAAUUGAAGCAUUUCUCAUUGUCAGCCUUACAAUUCCAUCUCUUUUAGAAUCUUGUAGUCAAUUUGGACCCUUCUACCGCGAACUCACCAACCUAUGAAAGCUGUCUACUUACUAGAAUUGUAUAGUUGAUGUCACGAAAUCCCAUCUCUAAUUUAUUACGCUAGGCUUCCACGUACAGAGUAUCACUUUCAUUUUCACUCUUGACUUUUAAACCACUUUGAACUAUCGUCUCCUUUAAAGUAUACUACAGGUAUACACCUGCGCUUUGUCACUCGUAAAGUGACAGCACAACUACGCGAUGGCUUCUCUCAUCAUUUGCAAACAAUACAAGAAAAAUCUAAAAAAUAAAAAGCAUUUAAAAGGUUGUAGAUAGCCUACAGCGUCCCGGAUUCCCAGGUUGUCUGCAACCAUAGUACCAACGAGACCCUCAGAUGGUUUAACAGCAGUGAUAGGAUGCCUAGGUGUGGCCGUAAAUGUUGAUUCGCUUUGUAGAAGUAAUAAAAUUGGUUUUUCUUUGCUGUAACUGACGGUAUUUAGCAUUGUGUCAACUUGAUGUCCUUUAACUCCAUCCCUAC